AUUUGUGGUUGUUGAGACUCACUCGCAGGGCAAGGUUGUGUGAGUUUCCUGCAGCGACAUCCCCUCAGGGCAACCACCACCCGAGCUGCAGCCUUGCCUUCUCUUAGAAUCCAAGAUUCACCGCCGACUCGGCGGGCGGGCAAAAUGCCCUGUACGCCGGGGUUGAUGUGGAUGCGCUCGACAUUCACAAAUCGCUGGAUGAACGACAGCACGUCGUCUGCUCCCGAUUGUGCCUUGGGCGCGUUACUCGUUCCAUACCUUGGCCUUUCUUGCUCCGUCCCAUCCACAUCGUCGAUGAUGCGUCGCCACACUAACGAACUCGCAAUCACGAAGUGCAUGAGACGAAUCGAGCGCGGAGACUGCGCUCAGCGAACGUAUUCACGUGAUUGGAAUUGGAGCGUGAGGAGGUCUACCACUCAAGACUUGCUCAUGCUGUGACAUUGUUUCGAGCGUUCAUAAGAUCUCAUAAGAUCAAUG
Molecule: messenger RNA, 477 nt
Organism: Ceraceosorus guamensis
Lineage: Eukaryota; Fungi; Basidiomycota; Exobasidiomycetes; Ceraceosorales; Ceraceosoraceae
Exons: 1
Coding region: 145-438 (97 amino acids)
Source: RefSeq, a predicted model, not a curated record